AUGAAAUACGGCCCGCCCCAAGCCAAACCAAGACAGUACCCUUACACGCUCGAGGUGCUCGAGAGCCAGGCCAACAAGAAGCUCAUGGCCGAGUACAGAGCAGACAAUAAACAGUGGCUUGCGCUGCUCGAGGCCCAGCUGGCGCCCAACGCCCAGAUGAUCGACCUCCAGCCCGAGGUGCAGUGGUACAUGAGGCCCUACCUCUUGGACUUUUUGAUUGAGCUCCACCAGAGCUUCCGUUUGCAGCCUGCCACGCUUUUCCUCUGCAUCAACAUCAUCGACCGCUACUGCGCCAAGCGUAUCGUGUUCAAGAGACACUACCAGUUGGUCGGCUGCACGGCGCUCUGGAUCGCCGGCAAGUACGAGGACAAGAAGCUGAGGGUGCCCACGCUUCGUGAGUUGGCCAUCAUGUGCCGCCACGCCUACGACGAGGAGAUGUUUGUCCAGAUGGAAAUGCACAUCUUGGCCACCUUGGAGUGGUCGCUUUCCCACCCGCUGUUGGAGGAGUGCCUCCAGUUGGCCAUUGCCGAAACCGGCGUCACCGCUCAUUCCACCCCUUGUAAGUACAACCGCCCCUCUCUGGCGACAGAGCUGCUGAAGGUGCUGGCUGUGACCGCCGUGGGCCGGUUUUUCUGUGAAUUGGCGCUUUACGACCGCUACUUCUUGACCGUGCCUAUGUCGCUCAUUGCCAUUGCAGCCAACCUUCUCGCCUGCUCCAUGCUCGGCGUGGACGCUGCCGCUUCCAACUUGAGGACCCUUCUCACCCAGGCGCCUCCCCACGACUCGCUGGCGGGUCUGGAGGAGAACAUGGCGCCCCUGGUCCAGGGAGCGUUUUUGCUGGGUCUUGACGGCACCUCGUUGAACCAGUUGCGCAAAAUCGCCUUGGUGCUCAUUCUACAAACAACCUCGCUUCUGGAGGUGCUCCAGCGUAAAUACGAGGCCCUUGGCGUGAUCCCCGUGCUCCACAAUUACACCAACAAGCACGCGCUUCUUGUCAAGGCGGUCAUUGAGCACCUGCCUGCCAUUUUGGCAGACGAGCCUAACGCAUUGGCGGCUUCCGAGGUGGCUCGUGUGGCUGACGUCUUGUUGCAGAUUGGCCAGGAGGACUUGAAGCCUCCUCAGAUGUUCUCUUCUUCCCAGGCCCUGCUCCCAUUGACCCCUCCUUCGGCGUCCCAGCUGCUGGUGUUUUCCCACCACGCUUCGUCCUCCGCUUACUCCACGCCCAUCAUGCAUCUGGGCCAGUUUGGCUACUCGCCCAUGCCAACGUCUGAUCCGGCUUGGCUGUCGCCUCUUGUGCCCAAGGGCCACUAG
Messenger RNA from Candidozyma duobushaemuli, 1311 nucleotides. It is a transcript of the gene CCN1, whose product is annotated as Ccn1p. NCBI's taxonomy places the organism in Eukaryota, Fungi, Ascomycota, Pichiomycetes, Serinales, Metschnikowiaceae. Gene Ontology annotation, molecular function: cyclin-dependent protein serine/threonine kinase regulator activity. The record is from RefSeq and is a predicted model, not a curated record. The coding region runs from base 1 to 1311 and encodes 436 amino acids. The transcript has a single exon. Gene Ontology annotation, biological process: mitotic cell cycle phase transition; regulation of cyclin-dependent protein serine/threonine kinase activity. Gene Ontology annotation, cellular component: nucleus; cyclin-dependent protein kinase holoenzyme complex; centrosome.